CCGGAGGAGCCGCGGCGUCGGUGGCGUCGGGAGCGAGCGGCCCCGAGAGCGGCGCGGGUGGAGGAGAAACCGGGGGCUCGAUUCUGUAACCAUGGCACAGGUCGAAAAACGAGGGGGCUUGCUCCGCAAGUCUUCAGCCUCCAAAAAACCACUGAAGGAAAAAGUAGUGCUGAUGUAUGAUGAGAUCUUCAUGACAGAGGACCCAAGUAAAUGUAGUCCUCGGUUUUGGGAGGAGCUCUUCCUCAUGAAGGUGAAUUUAGAUUACUUAGAAGGCAAGUUGGAAUCUCUUGAUGGUGAGGAGUUAAUGAAGAUCAAGGACAAUAUUAAUUGCUUAUUUCAACACUGCAUCCUGGCCCUGGGAGAGGAGCACCCAAUUCGAGUUGUCAAUGCAUUGCAGACCUUGUGUGCACUCAUUCGAGGAGUCCAUCAGAAGAAUAAAUCUACUUCUGGGUUUGACAUUAUUAACAUGCUGAUGGGCUUUGAUAAGGCGGAGCUUUGUAUGAAGAACUUGAUGGAGAGUUUGGAUUCGUUGCUUUGUGCAGAAGGUUCUGAAAGUCUGAAGAGUUUAUGUCUGAAACUUCUCCUUUGCUUAGUGACUGUGACAGAUAACAUCAGUCAGAACACUAUCCUGGAGUAUGUAAUGAUCAACAGCAUAUUUGAAGCAAUUUUACAGAUUCUUUCCCACCCCCCAAGUCGUCGGGAGCAUGGGUAUGAUGCUGUUGUCCUCUUGGCUUUGCUGGUGAACUAUAGAAAGUAUGAGUCUGUGAAUCCUUAUAUUGUGAAACUGUCAAUUGUGGAUGAUGAGGCCACACUCAAUGGAAUGGGACUUGUGAUUGCUCAGGCUUUAUCUGAGUACAACAGGCAGUAUAAAGAUAAGGAAGAAGAACACCAGAGUGGUUUUUUCUCUGCUUUAACAAACAUGGUGGGCAGCAUGUUCAUAGCAGAUGCCCAUGAGAAAAUAUCUGUACAAACCAAUGAGGCCAUUCUUCUGGCACUUUAUGAAGCUGUUCAUUUAAAUCGCAAUUUCAUCACAGUGUUAGCCCAGAACCAUCCAGAAAUGGGCUUGGUGACAACCCCUGUCAGUCCUGCUCCAACAACCCCAGCCACACCACUUGGGACCACUCCACCCUCCUCUGAUGUUAUAAGUUCUGUGGAACUCCCACUGGAUGCAGAUGUACAGACCAGUAAUCUACUGAUAACCUUCUUAAAGUACAGCUCAAUUGUCAUGCAGGACACCAAAGAUGAGCACCGGCUUCACAGUGGCAAACUCUGUUUGAUUAUCCUUACAUGUAUUGCAGAGGAUCAGUAUGCCAAUGCAUUUUUGCAUGAUGACAACAUGAACUUUCGAGUAAACUUACAUAGAAUGCCUAUGAGACACAGGAAGAAGGCAGCAGACAAGAAUCUUCCCUGCCGGCCUUUAGUGUGUGCAGUACUGGACUUGAUGGUAGAGUUUAUUGUAACACAUAUGAUGAAGGAGUUUCCUAUGGAUCUCUAUGUACGCUGCAUUCAGGUAGUACAUAAAUUACUUUGCUACCAGAAGAAAUGUAGAGUACGCCUGCAUUACACUUGGCGGGAACUUUGGUCAGCUUUGAUCAAUUUGCUGAAGUUCCUUAUGUCAAAUGAGACUGUACUUUUGGCCAAACACAACAUUUUUACAUUAGCCCUUAUGAUUGUGAACCUAUUUAAUAUGUUUAUCACUUAUGGUGACACGUUCCUGCCCACCCCCAGCAGCUAUGAUGAACUUUACUAUGAGAUUAUCCGCAUGCACCAAAGCUUUGACAACCUCUAUUCCAUGGUGCUGAGGCUUUCUACAAAUGCAGGCCAGUGGAAAGAAGCAGCCAGCAAAGUGACCCAUGCACUGGUUAAUAUCAGAGCCAUCAUCAACCACUUCAACCCCAAAAUUGAGUCCUAUGCUGCUGUGAACCACAUAUCCCAGCUGUCAGAGGAGCAGGUGCUGGAAGUAGUAAGAGCCAACUAUGACACGCUCACACUGAAGCUACAGGAUGGCCUGGACCAAUAUGAGCGCUACUCGGAGCAGCACAAGGAGGCUGCCUUCUUCAAAGAGCUGGUUCGAUCCAUUAGCACCAAUGUCAGGAGAAACCUGGCCUUCCACACCCUCAGCCAAGAGGCUCUGCUCAAGGAGUUCUCCACCAUUUCCUGAGCCAUGCCUAUCAAGCAACCACUGACUUCCCUUACCUCGGAGGCUCCUGGGCUGGAGGGGAAGUGAGAAGAAAGAAAGCGACCCCCAAGAUUGGAGAACAGCACGGAUCCUGAGUUCUCUCUGUGAAGGCCAUACUUUAAGUGGAGUUUGGACAGCAGGGGCCAGGAGGGGCAAGCCAAGGAUAAUCUUAUUUGGGGAGGGAAGGGUGGGCACAGGCAGGCCUCCAAGAAUGUGCAGGUUUCCAGGGUGUGCACCUGUACACAUCCUCACAUUUCCAGUUGACCUCACAAGUUGUGGCCCUGGACUAAUUUUCAGAAACUGGAAAGAUGGGCCCCAGUGAUGCCAAGACCACGAAGAGUCAAGGACUUUUCCAGGCUUUUGAAACCAGUUCAACUCUCAAAUGAAGGUGAAGUCACAUCCCGUUUCCUAUGGGCCUGGGGCUGAGCCGGGCAUGUGUCCCUGAUUUUUCUGGCAUUAUGUCCAGCCAGUAGGACCCCUAACUCAGGCUUAGAGUAUGGUAGGACUGGAGCACCUUUUUC
This is a messenger RNA of Elephantulus edwardii (Cape elephant shrew), 2700 nucleotides long. RefSeq names its product chromosome unknown open reading frame, human C10orf76 (gene ARMH3). Bases 92 to 2161 code for a protein of 689 amino acids. The transcript is spliced from 26 exons. Lineage: Eukaryota; Metazoa; Chordata; Mammalia; Macroscelidea; Macroscelididae. Gene Ontology annotation, cellular component: cytosol. The record is from RefSeq and is a predicted model, not a curated record. Gene Ontology annotation, biological process: regulation of Golgi organization.